Messenger RNA from Lolium perenne, 1910 nucleotides. Its product is annotated as glucan endo-1,3-beta-glucosidase. The record is from RefSeq and is a predicted model, not a curated record. Gene Ontology annotation, molecular function: hydrolase activity, hydrolyzing O-glycosyl compounds. Gene Ontology annotation, biological process: carbohydrate metabolic process. NCBI's taxonomy places the organism in Eukaryota, Viridiplantae, Streptophyta, Magnoliopsida, Poales, Poaceae.
GUCCCUCACACUGCUCAGCUACGAGUUCCCCUAACGACACAAAUAGGACAGCAUGCAACUCGUCACUUGCCUCCUCCUCCUGCUGUGCGCCGUCGGAUUCCCCCUGCUGCUCUUCUUCCAUGCAGAUGCAGGCGAGGUAGGCGUGUGCUACGGGAGAAACGGGGACAACCUGAUGGACCCAGCGUCGGUGGUGCGGCUGCUGAAGAAGAACGGCGUCACCAUGGUGAGGGUGUACGACACCGACCAGGCGGUGCUCAGCGCGAUGGCCAACACCGGCAUAAAGCUGGUGGUGGCGCUACCCAACGAGAUGCUGGCCUCCGCGGCCGCCGACCCGAGCUGGGCGGUGCAGUGGGCGAAGAGCAACGUGAAGCCCUACUACCCCGCCACCGAUAUCCGCGGCGUGACCGUCGGCAACGAGGUCUUCCAGCAGGCCAAGGGGCUCACCCCGCAGCUCGUUCCGGCCAUGAAGAACGUGCAGGCGGCGCUGGCUGGCCUAGGCCUUGCCGACGCCAUCAAGGUGACCACGCCGAUCGCGUUCGACGCGCUCAAGGCGUCGUCGUUCCCGCCGUCAAAAGGCCAAUUCCGGGACGACAUCGCGCAGUCGGUGAUGAGCCCCAUGCUCGACUUCUUGGAGCAGACCGGCUCGUACCUCAUGGUGAACAUCUACCCGUACAAGGCGUACGCGUCCACUAAUGGCGCCAUGGACAUCAACUACGCGCUGUUCCGCCCCAACGCCGGCGUGGUCGAUAGUGGGUCUGGGUUCACCUACCAUAAUCUAUUUGAUGCCCAGCUCGACACAGUGUACUAUGCGAUGGACGCAGUGCGUUCCUCCGGCAAUCGCACGGCGGAGACGAUGCUGAGGGGAAGGCGCAAACCACCUCCACCGCCUGUCCCCGUGAAACAAGGGGAGCACAGCUGGUGCACCUACUGCGACGGCGUGGAGAACUCCCAAACGUACACCAAUAACCUCAUCAAGCACGUGGUUUCCGGCGGCGCCAGCACCGCCUCCUCCUAUAGCUAUAGCCCGCUCGACGCCGGCGUCGGCACCCCGUACCGCCCCAACGAGGACAUCUCCGUGUACAUCUUCGAACUUUUCAACGAGAACGAGAAAUCGAGCGCCGAAGAGAGCAACUAUGGUCUGUUCUACCCGAACGGCCAGCCGGUGUACCAGGUCGACUUCAUGGCCGGGGGCGCCCCCAGUCCAGCCAGGUCCAGCUGGUGCGUGGCGAACGCGGCGGCCGGGGAUGCGCGCCUCCAGGCGGCCCUGGACUGGGCGUGCGGCCACGGCGCCGACUGCAGCGCCAUCCAGCCCGGGAAGACGUGCUACCAGCCCAACACCAAGCUCGCGCACGCAUCCUAUGCGUUCAACGACUACUACCAGCGCAAGGGCCGGGCCAGCGGGACGUGCGACUUCGCCGGCGCCGCUUCCAUUGUCUACCAGCAACCGGCAGGCACCUGCGACCCGAACGCCGGGAGUUGGUGCGUGGCGAACGCGGCCGUCGGGGACUCGCGGCUCCAGGCGGCUCUGGACUACGCCUGCGGCCACGGCGCCGACUGCAGUGACAUCCAGCCCGGCGCGCGUUGCUUCAAUCCCGACACCAAGCUUGCCCACGCGUCCUACGCAUUCAACGACUACUACCAGCGCAACGGCCGCUCCGACCAGUCGUGCGAUUUCGGUGGCGCCGGCUCCGUUGUUCACCAGGCGCAAAAGAUAGGCAGCUGCGUACUCCGAUCAAGGGCCUGAAGCCCUGAACUGACGGCAGGUAGCAAAGAUCAAUAAUCUCAGCACUCUGUUAAGGAAACUCUAGUAAUUUGCUGCAAAACUAGGCAAAUAAAUCCAUGUACUUCACAAUCCGCAUGUCUAAGACGGAGUAUAAUACAAUGGUAUCAUAGCCUCUUUGCUGCAUGUA